CUCUGAUCAAGAGUAACAUGGCCAGCAAACUCCUGGAGGAGAAGGACCUGCCUGAGAAUUACAAGAGGAAGUAUCAACCCAGAGUCAGGUUGAACCCCAGAUUGGCAUCAAACAUAAACGUGCCAAUGACUUACGACCCACUGUUGACGUAUUACGGAGUCAUUUCCAUUGGUACCCCCCAUCAGUCUUUCAAGGUGCUCUUUGACACGGGGUCAUCUGACUUGUGGGUGCCCUCCAUCAACUGCGGCAGUCCAGCCUGCAAUGCUCAUGCCAAGUUCAACUCCUCCGCAUCCUCCACCUUCAAGUCCAACAGCCAGACUAUCUCCAUCCAAUAUUACACUGGCAGCAUGACAGGGGUGGAAGGAUAUGACACCAUACAGCUUGGUGACCUGUAUGUGGAGAAACAGGUGUUUGGCCUGAGUACAUACGAGGAUUCCUUCCUUGAGUAUGUGCCGUGGGACGGGAUCAUGGGCUUGGCCUACCCACAACAAGCAGUCGAGACAGGCAGAACCUUCCUCGCCAAUAUGUUUGACCAGGGCAAGAACCCUCAGAACAUGUUCUCAAUCUACCUGAGCAACUCAGAGGAAGGCAGUAUGAUCAUCUUUGGAGGAAUAGACCCCAUCUACUUCACCGGAGGCAUCCAAUGGAUCCCUGUCCUUCAAACCACUGGCUACUGGCAGAUUGCUGUUACCAGCAUCACCGUCAAUGGGAAUACGGUGGCGUGUUCAGGGGGCUGCCAGGCUGUGGUAGACUCGGGCACAGCCCUCAUUGUUGGGCCAGCCAAAGACGUCGGCAACUUGAACGGCUGGGUUGGCGCCUACACAGACCAGGAUGGCAAUGUCAUUGUGAGCUGUGAGAACAUUGACGUCAUGCCUGACAUCGUCUUCAACAUCAACGGCUACAGCUUCUCCCUCCCUCCAUCUGCCUACGUUUACACUAAUGGCGACAGCUGCACCACUGGGUUGGAGAUGGCCCCGGGAACAUGGACUCUGGGAGAAGUCUUUAUGAGACAGUUCUACACCGUCUUUGACAUAAGCAACAACGUGGUGGGCUUUGCCCCAGCCGUAUGAGUCAGCCACCCAGAGACCCCACCCAGUCACCUUUACUGUUAAUCGUUACUGUUUACAUCUGACAGGAAGAAUCGGAGGAAGGCUGGUCUAAAAUCAAUCUGUAAAUCAAUACAUUUGUGCUUUUGACGCUUAUAAAAAUGAAUGUUUACGUUAACUAGAUGUGUUCCUCUCGAGUAACUCCAGAGGUAUGGCAAUGGUGGUCGAAUUUGUUGAAUUUAUGGUGCACCAUUGGUUCUGCUGGGCAUGGACCCACUUUUUGUUUGUGUGUGUGUAACUUUCUGCUGCAGUGGUAGCCUGUGUUCAGAAUGUUCUCCACUAGGUGUCAGUAAUACGAGGGUCAUGUGACUGGGUGGGGGCUGUGUAUGAGUCACCUCUUUAGAUUCAGUCAACAGACAGACACCUGCCAAUCAUUUUUCAUCAGUGGGCACGCACCACCUUUCAUGCCAUCUGGGUACAGUCAGCGGAUAUGGAAUCAGGUCAUUCUUGAAUUCCCCCGCUUGGUAAAUUCUAAUUAUGAACUGCUCUUGCAUGGUGUACAUGAUAUAUCUUUAAAU
Osmerus eperlanus (European smelt) is the source of this 1624-nucleotide messenger RNA. Its product is annotated as pepsin A-like. Gene Ontology annotation, biological process: proteolysis. The transcript has 8 exons. The coding region runs from base 18 to 1070 and encodes 350 amino acids. The record is from RefSeq and is a predicted model, not a curated record. NCBI's taxonomy places the organism in Eukaryota, Metazoa, Chordata, Actinopteri, Osmeriformes, Osmeridae. Gene Ontology annotation, molecular function: aspartic-type endopeptidase activity.